Candida albicans SC5314 is the source of this 1161-nucleotide messenger RNA. RefSeq names its product putative phosphatidylinositol-3,4,5-trisphosphate 3-phosphatase (gene TEP1). The record is from RefSeq and is a predicted model, not a curated record. Gene Ontology annotation, biological process: negative regulation of cell population proliferation; protein dephosphorylation; phosphatidylinositol dephosphorylation. Lineage: Eukaryota; Fungi; Ascomycota; Pichiomycetes; Serinales; Debaryomycetaceae. Gene Ontology annotation, cellular component: cell projection; nucleus; cytosol. Gene Ontology annotation, molecular function: phosphatidylinositol-3,4,5-trisphosphate 3-phosphatase activity; protein tyrosine phosphatase activity. The transcript has a single exon. Bases 1 to 1161 code for a protein of 386 amino acids.
AUGUUAUUUAUUAAAUCAUUAAUUCGUUCAAUUAUUGCAUCACCGAAAAAUCAAUAUUAUGAUUCAUCAACAAAUUUAAAACUUGAUUUAUCUUAUAUUACUCCACAAUUAAUAGUAACAUCAGCACCUGUAACAAAUUAUAUUGAAUCAUGGUAUCGUUAUCCUUUAAAUGAUUUAUUACAAUUUUUAAAUUCUAAUUAUGGAUCAAAUUGGCAUAUUUUCAAUUUUCGAGGUGAAUCUCCUGGAUAUGAUGAUUCAUUAGUAUAUCGAAAAGUUAGUCAUUAUCCAUUUCCCGAUCAUUAUCCACCCACUAUGAAUAUUAUAAUUAAUUGUAUUGAUGAAAUUGAUAAUUUAUUACAAGUUUUCGGCGAUAAGACUAAUGUUGUUGCUGUGUUACAUUGUAAAGCAGGCAAAGGUAGAUCAGGAACUUUAUGUUGUGCAUAUUUGAUCUAUCAAAAAUAUCAUAAAUAUCAUCAGUCUCAUAGCAACAAAUCAUUCACUCUAGAGGAUAUUUUAUUGAUUUAUACAACUAAGAGAAUGAAUUAUUUAAUUGGAGGAGAAGGUAUAUCAAUAAUAUCUCAAAAAAGAUAUCUUCAAUAUUGGUAUGAUUAUAUUCAUAAUAAACAAUUACGUGAAUCAUAUAUAAAUUGGUUAAAUAUUAUGAAAUUUAUAAAUUUAAAAAUCAUUCGAAUAGGUGGAUUGAAAUUAUCUAAUAUUGAUUAUUUAAAUAUAUCAAUUCUGACAUAUAUUACAAAAAUAGAAACUGACACUAGUGGUAAUAGUAAUAAUAGAUCAAAUACAAUUGUUAAAGAAUUAAUACAAUUAACAAAUGAGAAUUGUGAUAUUGAUAACCAUGAUGAUGGCCACGAUGAUUAUUGGAUAACUUAUAAUAUUCAUGAUUUGAAGAUUUUCCAAUUGGAAGAUAUAAUGAUUGGAAUUCAAUCAUGGAGUUAUAUUUGGUUUAAUAUUUUCUUUGAAUCAUUUAAAUCAAAUGGUCAUGGUCAUGGUCAUCACAAUAAUAAUAAGGUUUUAUUCAAUUGGGAUGAUGAUAUAGAUGGAUUUAAAGGAUUUAAACAAAAGGGAAUAAAAUUAUUUAAUGAAAUAGAAUUACAAUGGGAUGUUAUCAUCACCACCAAAAGUACAGAUAUAUAUGCUAAUUAG